Molecule: messenger RNA, 5791 nt
Organism: Haliotis rubra (blacklip abalone)
Lineage: Eukaryota; Metazoa; Mollusca; Gastropoda; Lepetellida; Haliotidae
Exons: 4
Coding region: 303-899 (198 amino acids)
Source: RefSeq, a predicted model, not a curated record
AGUGUUAUACCGAGGCUGACGAAGCGAGGGUCUGACAGCGGGGAAUCCCUCGCCGUGGCUCGUCCCCGUGGUGUUAGCUCAGUAAAUAUUCCUGUGCGCUGGGAAGGCCGAUCUUUACCUGUGAGUUCUUCACUUAUCAAUGUAGGACCAAACCUCUCGUAGGACGGGAGCCACUUUCUGAGUCAGUCACCAGUUAUGACCCGAACACAGUCCGUAUAUCUACCCACUCAGACGGCGAAGCAGGUAGACAAGCCUGUCUUGUGAGCAGACGACACAUUACAUAUAUUGGAUGGUACUUGGGAAUGAUGACAAACUCUGGGAAGACACACUGUGUUUUACGGACGCCGGUUAAACCGAGUUGGAUACAUACUAUACUCUGGGGAGCUGUGGCCGCUAUUGUUGGAUUUAAUUCAGUGUCUUGUCUGACAUGCACGUCCAGUGAUCUGAUGAGUAUCCAGGAACCCUGCAGAGCUGAGAACAAUGAACUUGUCAGACAUAUCGGGACCGGCCAUAGCAACAAGUUGUGCGACGCGUUGCACGAAUUGUGGUUUUGUGUAGCCAAGAACGUUCCCCGGUGUUUCCACAACAUGACUCACAUCCACCAGCGGUUCACCCACUCCCCACACAACUGCCGCAUGAAUAAUGACUACUUCCUGAAGAUACAGAAGAUUAUCAGAGAGAAUGAGGAGAACGGGGAUACCUCACCGACGCCGACGCCGACGCCGACGUCCACACCCUCCACCACGACGUCUAAAGGUGGGGACAAGGACCCUGGAUACACGGUGGGACAUCAGGGAGGAGGGCCUAGCGGUGGGGGUCCCGCGGUGAAGAGCUGUGAUCACGUGACAUAUUUACUGCUGAGCUUGAUGAUAUUGGUGCAUACACGUCCGGUGCUAUAACCAUCCAUGGAUACACUUAGAAUGUCAUCAGGGUGUGGUCUGACUGUUUGAUUUGGAGAAAACAUUAGCAGGAACACAUUACGUGUAUGUUCCAUGAGACCGGACAUUUAUUUAUGUUGCAACUGACCAAUUGCCAUGUCGGAUAGUGCCCUUGACCUGAAGGUCAACAGAAAAACUGUCUGUAUUUGCGACUUAAGCGUUUGAUCAUUUAAUGUCGCUUUGCAUCCAUGUGUUAACAAACAGGCUCAGUCACGAUUGUGUAAUUAGAAUAUCUAUCAUUUCAUACAUAUCACUUUGUUAUCAGGGUGGGGUAAAUAUAAGUGAUGUAAAGCAUCGUGUACAAUUUUUGGUAUGCGAAAGAAUGUUACUCGCGUUUCUCAUGUUGUAGUCGAGUCUCCUUGCCUUGUUAAAACAUUCCUGUGUAGACCUCAUGUAAAAUGAGUGAGUGAGUGAGUUAAGAUUUAACGGCACAUCGGUAAUAUUUCAGCCAUAUCCUGACGAACCUCAUGUAAAAAAUGUUCAAGGAGUUGUCGACAACUUGUAAGGACUGUUUCUUUACAUUUCUCAACAUUAUGAAACUUCCACUGACACUUCACUCUCUGACUGACAAAUCUUUCAACGUUAAGAGAGGGUACUAAACAUCUCUCGACUAUAAAACCAUGGGAUACGCCAUGAUCACGGGGACCUUUAUAAAGAAAAAGAAAAAUCUCGGGCGCUGUAAAAUCUGUUCGUGAUAUAUAUUUCUGCUACAACCAUCAAACCGUUUUAAAUAAAGCUGGAUGGCAAUUGCAGAUGUACACGUGAUAGUUUGGGCCUGUGCUCGUCAGUCUUCAUCAGGAAGUGAAAAGGCUUUUGAAAAACCGUGACUUUACGUUUCUUACAACACAUCUUUAUUCUUUUAAGACCUUAACUCACAGGGGCGGUGGGGUAGCCUAGUGGUUAAAGCGUUUGUUCGUCAAAGGCUCGGGUUCGAUUCCCCACAUGGGCACAACGUGUUAAGCCCAUUUCUGGUGUCCCCCGCCGUGAUAUUGCUGGAAUAUUGCUAAAAGCGGCGUAAAACUAAACUCAGUCAGGCAGUCUUAACUCACAAGAGGCAGUGGGUAUAACCUAGUAGUUAAGGCGUCCGCUGAAGACCCGGGUUCGAUUCCCCACAUGGGUACAAUGUGUGAAGCCCAUUUCUGGUGUCCCCCGCAGUGAUAUUGCUGGAAUAUUGCUAAAAGCGGCGUAAAACAAUACUCACUCAGUCUUAACCCACAGUGCCCGUGAGGUAGAGAGCUCCACCCUGUUUCAGUUCGAGGUCAUUUUGUUAACUAACAUUGUAAUUCCACACUGGGGACCAAUUAACAAGUGUAUAUGUUUGCAAGGGUUAAUAUAUAUAUGCGUGUUUAUGCAUGAAUGCAGUAACGUACUGUCUUAAUUGCCAAUAUAUUCAUGUUUUGUUUUAUAUGUUUAUGAUUGUUACCAAACAGAUGUUUUAUUUUUACUAAGAACUGUUCGAUUAAGCUAUGUUUGGUGUGAAUUAACUCAACUAAAAUACCACUCACUUAGAGCCAAACGCACAAUUUCAUUGAACUUGGUUUAUAGGGAAUCAUACAAAACAAUGUUUAGGUAAAGAGGAUAGGUUUGGAUAGACAGAAAUCCCUUGAUGGUACAGAAGAACGUAAGCUUGUCGGUAUAUGGCAUAUGUUUAUUUGUAACUUAUUGAUUCUUUCAACAGUAACCGUUAGCAAACGAAUGGAUACAUUUUGUUUUAUAUGGAAACUUGUAAAAUACUAAAUUGCUAAGGGGUAUCUUUGACGUCCUAUAUUUGAAAAUUAUUGAAUUUGGGAAUGUUUUGGCCCAUAUUUACAACAUUUCAAACAUUCUAGGGGUCUUGAGGUUGCAACUAUUUUUUCCCCAGUCAUCUUUGAACCAAGAUAAUUUUGCGCACAAUUACCCAGCCACAGAUAACUUUUCAUGAACUGUUGCAUGAAUAAGUAAUGGUUAAACAGACAUGAUCUAAUUUAACAACAGUUUGUUUUCGAUUUUCACGUAUAUUAACUACAAGCUCAGUGUACUUCUUUCUGGCCUGUGAGAAAUGUGAAAUGUUAUUCAAGAUAGGUAAAAACAUGUUGAGUUGUUGCUGAAGAAGAGUUAGAAUGACUGUGGGAACGAAUUUUGUCAUUUUAAUCCAACACGUUCAUUUUGGUCUGUCAUGUUAAUGAGUGGUCAUAGUGAAUAAUGCUUUGAGUGUUUAAAUUGCUUAUUUAAUAGUUUAUGUUUCUUCAUCGUCGAAGUGUUGAACAUCACGUUGGCAAAUGACCCUGAACCUAUGGUCAUGAUGAUGACGAUGAUGAUGAUCAAAGGAAAACAAUGGGCGCUUAUCGUGUGGUACGUUGUCUGUAUAUAUUUGUGUACAAAGUAUGUGCCGCCCGUUAAGGAUAUAUAUAUCGUUAGAUUGUUUAAACGCUUUGUGGUAUAUUUUUGUAUAUUUUGUUGGUCAAUUAACCGUUAUUAUUGGACCUCACGAUGUAAUUCAUUCGUAAAUUUCUGGUUUUAUAUGAAUAUUAUGGUAAACCAGCCAAUCUGCACAGACGCUUUUCCCAUGGUUUCAUUUGACAUACAUUGUAUUGAUUUUAAUCAAGAUUAUGCACAUGUAUGUAGGUUUAAACCGAUUCUGUACUGAAACACACAAGAAACGCCACAAUCCAAAACGGUAUCCGUACUUAAGUAGGACCUUUCUCAAUGGCCAAGUGUUCAUUCAUUAGGUCUACUGAUAUUGUCCAUAUUGUCUAGGUAACUAUGGUGACCAGUGGCUGCGGGUUUGAUAUACAGGAUUAUCCCACAGUUGGCAAACAAUUUAUGACGGUUUAUAUAUACAUCAUGGUUAGCAGACAAUUCAAGACAGCUAAAUUUACAUCAUUUGCAGACAAUUAAAGACGGUUUUCAGUAACAGAACUGCUAAAUAAACGAUACAUCGAAAACUCGAAUAAGUUACAGUAUUUCAUGUUUCAUUGCUUUAAGAAUCGACUGUAUGGAAUGUUUGGGGAAGGAUUCGGAUUUGUUUACAUAUUUUGGAAGAAAACGUUUAUACAAGAUUUAUGCUUCAUUUUCUUCCAAAUAAUUUGUUGGUGCUCCAAAACAAGCUCCACCCAUUUGGCUUCUGAUUUCAGAGCUACUUUCAAAACACUGAAACAUAAUCUGAUGCAAACAAAAACCCAACCCCAAGAAUAUUACUUGGUAGAUUGUUAAGGACGGACAAUCAGAGUCCGGAGGAACCGUUAAGACGUAAGGAACGCUGUCAUGUGCGUCAUGGACUGACUGACCAAAUCCCACCGAGAAGCCAGCACCUCCUUAUCCCUACCAACUGUAACAUAUGUGUUGCUUCAACUGCACUGACUUGUCUGUGUGUGUUGCCGUUUAUUUGAACAUCAGCUAUUUACCUGUUUGCCUUUGACAAUGAUGAUGUGCCAUCGCUCUGGCAAACAAUUGCAACCUAGUGAGAGAAUACAAUCUCUGUUUGCUGAACUUUACCAAUAACGAAUUUCAAACAUUGUUUUGCCUAGAUCCUGUUUUUUCUCAGUUGUACCUAUAUCUGCUGAUCGUAAAUGGUUGUGAAUUUGUAGGUCUACACAUUAUCUACCUUUGUUGUUUGUGCUCUGGUAUGUACAAUUUGGAAGAAACCUUCGCCUCUUUGAGGCCACUGAUGUAUAUUUGUUCAUGGUGGAAGGGUAUAUGUAGAUAGAACAUAUUGUUCACAAGUCAUGACUAACAUUUGUGGUAUAAACUUCUGUUACCGGUUCAUUGAUAAUGUUCACGGCCACACUACACCCAGUAAUCAACCACUAGUCCGUUUUUAUCCAUGUCCAAGUCAAGCUUAGCAGUAGUACUAGUCACAAUCUAGUACAAGUUGCCUGCAAAAAAUAUUUCCAGAUUCAUAACUUUGCUCCAGCUGUGAACCAGAAAGGGAAUCAAGUUAAAGUUGAAAAGAUCAGGGCCCUGUAGCACAAAGCGAUCUUAGCUAAGCUAAGGUUAAAGUAUGGGCGUAAUGAUGACCUUAGCGCUACGAUCGCUUUGCGCGGCGGGGCCCUUGGCCCCAUUUCACAAAGCGAGCUUAGCGCAAAGGAGAUCGUAACUCCCAUACUUAACAUAGACUUACGACAGUCUUAGCGCUACGUUCGCUUUGUGAAACAGGCCCCAGGUGUAUUUUCUAGUGUGUGCAUUUGCAGGUGUUAGAGAUACGUCGUGAAAAUGUUAUCCAUGAACCUGUCACAGAACAGAAGGUAUAUGACUUAUAUCUUCGUAAGUCCCAUCCGGGCGGCAAGUGGUGGAACUGGGAGUAUGGCUGCGCCAAUCGUUAACGUGCGACAAACACCUCCGCUGCGGAGUUGUACAAUUUAUGAUAAUCACAGUUCAACCUGUGUCGGUGUACAUGUUUAUUUUGUGAGUGUUUAUCUACUAAUGUAGAUAAGAACCCUCCUCGGUGUCUCCGGUUAGUAUAUCUAUAUCUGUUAGGAGAAACUCUGGAAUAACCGGCCUCGCUGGCCUUGGUGAAUUUGUAUGCUGUAUGAUAUUCGUACGUACCAUCAGGGGAUUAAGUGACAAUCCGUGUUUGUGUACUGUUGUCCAAUUGCAUGUAACCGUUGAAGCGGUGUCAGCAACGCCUGGGUGUUGGGUGUGUGGAAUCACUUCUACGACGAUGGCAAUACCGGGUAUUGAAACUAGAUAUAGUAAAUUAACCAUUGAUACCGAGAGGGGGUGUAAAGUCAAGGUUUGUACAAAUUGUGAUUGUAUAAGCAGACUUGGUUCUCGACAUUGGUGUGCUUGGGACAACAGCUAUGAGUUGUAUUUGUUUCCUCACGAUUAAAUUUAUUUUUUACAGUUGACAAGAAUCAAUAAAAUCAGAAUUUGCA